GGCACUAUCAGUGCGGGAAGCAAAAGAUGGCUAUGCUCAAAGGCUUAGCACUCGCGCUUUUCGUUUGCUUCUUCUCAUGCUACCUGACCUCGGUCCCUUCCCUAGCCUCCCCUGAUGACUUCCUCCAAUGCCUACGGGAGAAGAUACCUAGCGAGCUCGUGUACACGCAGAGCUCGAGCAGCUUCGCCGGCGUGCUGGUCUCCUCCAUUAGGAGCCCCAGAUUCUUCACCAACACCACGGUGAGGCCGCUCUGCGUCGUGACGCCGACCGACGCCUCCCACGUCCAGGCCGCCGUGCUCUGCGGCCGCACGCAGGGCGUGCGCCUCCGCGUGCGCAGUGGCGGGCACGACUACGAGGGCCUGUCCUACCGGUCGGCGCGGCCCGAGGUGUUCGGGGUGGUCGACCUCGCCAACCUCCGCGCCGUGAGCGUCAACCAGUCGGAGACCACUGCUUGGGUCGACUCCGGCGCGACCAUCGGGGAGCUGUACUACACCAUCGCGAAGGACAACUCCCAGCUCGCGUUCCCGGCCGGCCUGUGCCCGACGAUCGGCGUGGGCGGCCACUUCAGCGGCGGCGCCAUCGGCAUGAUGAUGCGCAAGUAUGGCCUCGCCGUCGACAACGUCCUCGACGCCAAGCUUGUCAACGCCAACGGGGAUCUCCUCGACAGGGUCGGCAUGGGGGAGGACCUCUUCUGGGCCAUCCGAGGCGGCGGCGGCGGGAGCUUCGGCAUCGUGCUCUCGUGGAAGGUCCAGCUCGUGCAGGUCCCGCCGACGGUGACCAUGUUCAACAUCGCAAAGACGAUUGACCAGGGCGCCGCAGACAUCGUGACCAGAUGGCAAGACGUCGGGCCAUCACUCCCCAACGACCUCACCAUAAGGGUGAUCGUGCAGGGGCAGCAAGCCCUGUUCCAGGCCCUAUACCUUGGCACGUGCAGCUCGCUGGUGGCGACCAUGGGCGACCAGUUCCCGGAGCUCACCAUGACGAGCGCCGACUGCCAGUCGAUGACCUGGCUCCAGUCCGUAGCCUUCAUCAGCUUCUGGAACAGGGACACGCCGGUGGAGGCGCUCCUGAGCCGGACCACCAGCCUGAGCACGUACACCAAGAACAAGUCCGACUACGUCCAGAGCGCCAUCUCCAAGGGCGUGUGGAAGGACAUCUUCUCCUGGUUCACGAUGAACGGCGCCGGGCUCAUCAUCCUAGAGCCCCACGGCGGGUUCAUAGGGAGCGUCCCCACCGACGCGACGCCGUACCCGCACCGGAGCAUGCUGUACAACGUCCAGUACAUCGUGUUCUGGCAGGGAGACGGCGGCGCGGCGGCGAACACCUGGCUCGGCAACUUCUACGACUUCAUGGGGCAGUACGUGAGCAAGAACCCGAGGCAGGCGUACGUGAACUACCGGGACCUUGACAUCGGCCAGAACGUGGUGGUGGACGACGUCACCACCUUCGACGGCGGCAAGGUUUGGGGUGAGCAGUACUUCGCGAGCAACUUCCAGAGGCUCGCGUCGGUGAAGGCGGCCGUGGAUCCUACGAACUACUUCAGAAACGAGCAGAGCAUCCCGCCAUUGGCCCAAGGACGUAAGUGAGCAAGGUUGUAUCUAAACGGUCAAAUUAAUUAAUUCGAUGCUUUGUAAUGACUAUUGGUUGUGAAAACGGAAGUAGGAUGCACCAAGAAAACUUGUACUUCUGCCAUUUCAUGCAUGAAAGCAACGGAAGUAAUCGUAGGAUGCAGCAACCAAGAUUGUAAUUCUGCCUGUCAGUUCAUUCAUGAAAGCACGAUGGUUUAUCUGUCA
This is a messenger RNA of Triticum urartu, 1793 nucleotides long. The record is from RefSeq and is a predicted model, not a curated record. NCBI's taxonomy places the organism in Eukaryota, Viridiplantae, Streptophyta, Magnoliopsida, Poales, Poaceae.